AUGGUGUCUGAUAAAAGCUGCCGUGUUUAUGUUGGUAAUCUUCCAUGGAAGGCAAAGUGGCACGAUCUUAAGGAUCACAUGCGACAAGCUGGAAAUGUUAUUCGAGCAGAUGUCUUUGAAGAUGAAGUUGGCCGUUCUAGAGGUUGUGGAGUAGUUGAGUACUCAUUCCCAGAGGAAGCUCAGAGAGCAAUCAAUGAAUUAAACAAUACUACAUUACUUGAUCGUCUAAUUUUUGUGCGUGAGGAUCGUGAAGAUGAAUCAAGUAGAUAUGGUAGGAGAUCAAACAAAUGGAAUAACAGGGGAUAUGGAAUGAGAACAAGGACUCAUGCUCCAAGACCUCCUCUGAAAGAAGAGAAUAAGGGAAAACAGGUCUUUGUUACCAAUUUGGCUUGGAAAACUACACAAGAAGAUCUUGCUAAGGCUUUUAAUGAAAUUGGUGCUUUGGAAUCUUGUGAGGUUUUCUACUUUGAAGAUGGAAGAUCACGAGGAAUUGCCACAAUUGUUUUUGCGGAUCCUAACCAUGCACAAAUUGCUGUGGAGAAACUUAACGAUCGUGAGAUAGAUGGUCGCGAGAUAUUGGUUAGAAUUGACCAGUAA
Molecule: messenger RNA, 597 nt
Organism: Cryptosporidium ubiquitum
Lineage: Eukaryota; Apicomplexa; Conoidasida; Eucoccidiorida; Cryptosporidiidae
Product: telomeric DNA-binding protein
Exons: 1
Coding region: 1-597 (198 amino acids)
Cellular component (GO): nucleus; cytoplasm
Molecular function (GO): mRNA binding
Source: RefSeq, a predicted model, not a curated record